GAAAAGAGGAAGCUUUACAUUUUGUGAAAUGAUAACAUUUAUGAUAAACUAAUAGGUUAUUUAAUUUAAUAAAUUGCAAGAAACGGCGUUCAAUCUACACCGUAAUUAAAAGGUAACUGUUUUAGUUACCUAUACAAAACGUUUGACUUAAGUUAGCGCCGCUAAGGUUGUUAGCUUGGCUAACUAUAAACUUUGAAAAGAACAAGACAACGCUUCGAAAAAGGUUUUAUGUAUGAGACACGCUGGUUCUUAUAAGAACAUCUAGUAGGUCGUACCUCGGGUAUGAAUAGAAAACGGGCUCUGGUUUCCGACGCUUUCAAACCGAAGAAAAGGAGAAAUGGCACAGAAAAGUUUGGGGCUGGUGACGAAGGUGGUGAACCAGCUGACAUGAAAUCCACCUUGGAGAACCUCAUGACUUUAUUUCCCAGAAAGCUCUUUAACGACACAUUGCCUCCUAUUGUACUGAAGCAUCAGUUGUACAGCGUACACAAUGACAAGACCCUGGUGGAUAAGGAAGUGAAUAAACUCCAGGAGAGUGGGGAGCUGCUGAUGUUCCAGCUCGGGUUUGACUCUGAAGCAUUCGGGCUGGUGUUUGCGUCAGACUACAAGACCAAAGUACUGGCCGGCGAAGAGGGGAAAGCAACACAAGCAACUGUUGAAAAGUUCCUGGAGAAAGUGGUGUCCUCCUGCACAGAUCUGAGCUUCAGCAAAGACAAGAUGCUGAGGGAGUUUCUCUUCACAGACUCUGAGAUAACGCAGCUGGUGAAGUCAGGGGUCCUGACUGUGAGGGAUGCUGGCAGCUGGUGGCUUUCCAUUCCCAAUUCUGGCAAAUUCACAAAGUAUUUUAUUCAAGGACGUAAAGCAGUGCUUGGCAUGGUGAAGAAGUCCAAAUACAGCGAAGUGUUACGAGUCAAUCUAGAGGAGCGGCGAACAACCUCACACGUGAAAUUUCCUAUGAAAUAUCACGUCCAUGACAUUGUUGGGGCAGAAUUGGUAGAAAGCAUACCUACGACUUCGGGGACUUUGUUACGAUUUGCAGAUUCCUGAGCUGCUACUGAGCAGCUGGAGGGUUUCUGAAGAGGAGAUAUGUGAAAAACACCCAAAGGCUGAAACUUUUGGGAUGCCACUAAAUAAAUAAACUUUUCACUUUAAGAUGUAAAGUUUUGGCCACAUGUAUUAUCAACCCAGUGUCGGUUAAUGAAUUGUACAUUUUAUUGACAUGAGAUUAAAUGUUGGGUUAUCUUGUAAUAAAAAAUUACUGUAGCCA
Poecilia latipinna (sailfin molly) is the source of this 1267-nucleotide messenger RNA. Its product is annotated as serine/threonine-protein kinase 19. Gene Ontology annotation, biological process: positive regulation of Ras protein signal transduction. Lineage: Eukaryota; Metazoa; Chordata; Actinopteri; Cyprinodontiformes; Poeciliidae. The record is from RefSeq and is a predicted model, not a curated record. The transcript has 7 exons. The coding region runs from base 283 to 1047 and encodes 254 amino acids.